AUAGGAGUCCUUAAAGUGACAGAGUGCGCUGGCGUGUCGGCCAGUCAGUGUAUAUUGUCUCAAAAUGUCGUCGCAGUAUAGCGCGCCUUUAACUCCAUUGUUUAUUAUCAAAAAGUGAUAAAUCAAAUGACUUUGCAAUAAUAUUGUUGUUGGUAAAAACUGUGUGCAGAUACUGAUGUUGGUGAUAGUGAUAAACAAUUUUAGUGACAUUAUAGUGUGUGCGUUAUUGUGAUUGUUUUAAUGACGAUUUAAUUGCUACAAAACAUAAACUUGUGGAACGCUGUUGAUUGUGAACAAUAACUUUUUCUUACCACUGCUAGUAACAUAGGAUACGAGUAACCAAACGACAAAAAUCUGACUGAUAAGGUUUUAAUUUUUUGUUGUUUUAUACUUGAAACUAAACAAAUAACUACAAGCUGAUGGAUUUUUCAAAGAGAGUAAGGUGAUGCGCCGACUCGACCACGCCCACCAUGAGUUCCUUCCUCAUGAACGGUGGAUACCAGCCGCAGCCGGACCCCAAGUUCCCACCUUCGGAAGAGUACAGUCAGGCGGACUACAUACCGCCAGGGGAGUACUACCAGCACCAGCAUUUGCAGUAUGGCUAUCAGCAUCAAUACGCCCCUGUCCAGAUUGGGACAGGGUACGGUUACGGAGGGUAUUACCAUCCGUUGCCUCAGCACCCUCCCGUUGCUCCUCCACCAAGACCGCCAGAGCCGUCACAUCCAUCAGACGCAGAUCACGGCUACGUGCCGUCCCAUAAUGGGGAAGUAGCACCAGGCCUUGCUGAGCUUGGGCUCAGGCUAGAAAGACAUAUAGAAGAAGCGGCUCCUGCUGGUAGAAAACUCCAUGCCCUCGGUCGGGAAGGAUCACCUGUAUCAGAAAUGGAUGACGAGCGGCUACUGCUGGACAGCCCGCCCGUCGAAGAUGACGAUUCUUCUAUAUGCUCGGAUAAUACUGACAGGGUCAUCUAUCCUUGGAUGAAGAAGAUACACGUUGCUGGCGCAUCAAACGGCUCGUUCCAACCCGGAAUGGAGCCGAAGCGACAACGCACCGCGUACACGAGACACCAAAUAUUAGAGCUGGAGAAAGAAUUCCACUACAACAGGUACCUAACCAGGAGAAGACGAAUAGAAAUAGCGCACACUCUAGUCCUGUCUGAACGACAAAUCAAAAUAUGGUUCCAGAACAGACGGAUGAAGUGGAAGAAGGACAAUAAGUUGCCGAACACCAAAAACGUGAGAAGAAAAACGAAUCCCGCUGGAGUGACCACGACCACUUCUAAAGCGACACCAAAGAGUAGAUCGAAUAAGAAUACCAAUAAUAACGACAAGAAGAAAUCGAAUAACAACGGUCGACCAGAUAGUAUAGAGAACGUGACGGAUAACAUAAUGAAUGAUCUUCACUGUGUUGGGGGGCAGAAUUUGUCUCAUGAUCCGGCGAUUAGUCCGAUGUCUCAUCAGGGGCAGAUCAAUGCUGGGCAUAUGACGCCGCACCAUUUGCAUAUGAUGAGCUUGCAUGGUAUGGAUCCUGCGAUGGUGGCGAGCCUGACUGCCCACGGGUCGCCAGUUGGCUCGGCCGGUUGCGGCACGGGGCUCAACCCCACAUCCCAGCCUGUCAUCAAAUCUGACUACGGUCUCACCGCCUUAUAAUCUAAGUAGACCCUUCUCGGAUCACCCAUGUAAAGAUGCUAUAUUUUCACUAACAAACUCUCGUAACAACCAUUCCUUCGUGUCGAUAAGGUGUAAUAAAGUGAUGAUUAAAUUUAAAUUAACGUUAAGUAUAAUAAUUUGUGUAAGUAUUCCUAGAUUAAACAGUCAUAAUUCGAUGUUUGGAUAGUUAAGUGGAAAACUUUACAAUGUCAAAAGUGUGAUUAUUAUUAUUUUAGGGUAGAUAUAAACAUCUGAGUGUCGGAUUUGUACAUUAUAAUUUAAGUCAUUGUCGUGAGCUAUAAUAACAAUAUUUAUAAAUGCAUUAUAACUAGUUAUUUUAUAAUUAAUUUCAGUAUUGUCGUUUGUAAGUGAAUGGUUUUGAUUAAAGGGUACAUCCUUCUUUUUGCAACCUGCAGAGUUACCAUUUUUGAAUGAAAUUGUAAAUAGUAGCUAGCUAACCACUAUACGAUAAUAUUUUACCAAUCUGAUAAUAGAUAUUUUACGGAAUAUAAAACAACCUUAAUUACUUUGCACAUAAUAUUUAGGAAUGCCAUACAUACCACUGAAAACAUUCUUACAAAAUACCUACACAAGUGUGCGAAAAUUUUUUGUAAAAUACUUCUGAAAUAAAUUUUAUUAUAGUAUAGCGCCCCUUGCAAGAUGAUACAGGCUUAUUAAGUUUUUCAGAAGCGUAAUAUUGUGUAGAAAGUAAGUAAUCUUCUAGAUUUCUUCAACAUAAUAUGUUACAAAUAAGUACAGUAUUCAUAUUUAUUUUUAUAAUUGUUGUUAUAAAAUAAACUAACGAGAUAUUAAUGUCACUGAUGUUACUUUAUCAUAGAUUACAAAUGGGUAGAUGGUCGCAUUGUAUAAAGUAUUAAAACGUUUGUAUAAUACAUUGUAUAAUCCCUCUGCUAGACUUGCACGAAG
Molecule: messenger RNA, 2576 nt
Organism: Ostrinia furnacalis (Asian corn borer)
Lineage: Eukaryota; Metazoa; Arthropoda; Insecta; Lepidoptera; Crambidae
Gene: Dfd
Product: transcription factor deformed
Exons: 2
Coding region: 471-1649 (392 amino acids)
Biological process (GO): anterior/posterior pattern specification; positive regulation of transcription by RNA polymerase II
Cellular component (GO): nucleus; nucleoplasm
Molecular function (GO): RNA polymerase II cis-regulatory region sequence-specific DNA binding; DNA-binding transcription factor activity, RNA polymerase II-specific
Source: RefSeq, a predicted model, not a curated record